GCUCGCUGGGUAGGUGACAUCGUGAAAUCCCGGGAGCCUGAACGCAAAUGGAUUAGGAAGCGAACUGUAGGAAAGCUUUCUCAACAAACUCUUUCAGUCUCAAAACGUGCAUAGCUAAUUUCCAAAAUUUUGCAAUUCGAUAAGAAAUAACAUCCAGUACACGUUCUACUGAACUAGUUUACAUCUUGGAUCAUUUUCUUCAACAAGGUAGCGGACCUUCUUUUGCAAGAACCUAGCUACUACCUUUGACCAAAAAAAGCAGAAGUCACAACUUGCCUUUGGAGGGUAGUUCUGCAGGAAUGUCGCAGAGAGAAAGACCUACGUUUUAUCGGCAGGAGGUGAACAAGACGAUUUGGGAGGUACCAGAGCGCUACCAAACCUUGUCUCCAGUCGGGUCCGGGGCCUAUGGAUCAGUUUGCUCGUCGUUUGAUGUGAAGACUGGCCUGAAGAUAGCUGUAAAGAAGCUCUCCCGGCCUUUCCAGUCCAUUAUCCAUGCCAAGAGGACCUACAGAGAGCUGCGACUACUCAAACACAUGAAACAUGAGAAUGUGAUUGGCCUUCUGGACGUCUUCUCCCCUGCUACCAGCCUGGAGGAGUUCAAUGACGUGUACCUGGUGACCCACCUGAUGGGGGCGGAUCUCAACAACAUAGUGAAGUGUCAGAAGCUGACGGAUGACCACGUGCAGUUCCUCAUAUACCAGAUUCUCCGGGGGUUAAAGUAUAUCCACUCCGCAGAUAUCAUUCACAGAGACUUGAAACCCAGCAACCUGGCAGUGAAUGAGGACUGUGAGCUCAAGAUCCUGGACUUUGGGCUGGCGCGGCACACCGACGACGAGAUGACGGGCUACGUUGCCACACGCUGGUACCGAGCGCCGGAGAUCAUGCUGAACUGGAUGCACUACAACAUGACAGUGGACAUUUGGUCUGUGGGAUGCAUCAUGGCAGAACUCCUCACUGGAAGGACCCUGUUUCCUGGUACCGACCAUAUUGACCAGUUGAAGCUCAUAAUGCUUCUCGUUGGGACGCCGGGGCCUGAGCUCUUGAUGAAAAUCUCCUCAGAGUCUGCCAGGAACUACAUAAACUCUUUGCCGCAGAUGCCCAAGAGGAAUUUCGCCGACGUGUUCAUCGGAGCCAACCCGCAAGCGGUGGACCUGUUGGAGAAGAUGUUGGUUCUGGACACCGAUAAGAGGAUCACUGCUGCCGAGGCCCUGGCCCACCCCUACUUCUCCCAGUACCACGACCCGGAUGAUGAGCCCGAGGCCGAACCCUAUGACCAGAGCUUCGAGAGCAGAGAGCUGGAGAUCGAGGAAUGGAAACGGCUUACGUAUGAGGCUGUGUGUGACUUUGAACCGCCCAUCUUCGACGGAGACGACAUGGAGUCGUGAUUUGAUGAUGCUGCCUAGACACGCCCCUCCACACCCACAACUCUAUUACUUUGAAGUUCUUACUUCAUUAAACCGUUUGGGGGGGGAAAAAUAAGAUUAUCAGCCCAGUGCCUACAAAACCUUAGUCUCUAUGGUUAGUUAUAUUUCUCCCAUUGUCUUGCCCACUGUUUUGUCUCCAGUCGGGUGUUGCAACUCACAUAUCCUGGUCCUGGACCUGUAGGUCCUGUGGCGUAACCGUGGCAAUUGCAGUUUUUCAUUGCAGCGGCCAUUGCAGUACAUUGUGGCUGUACAGCGCACAGAUCUGGGAUCAGGCUAUAACUUAAAUGGAGAACCGGAGACAUUUUGUGGGCAGUUAAAGUUUGUACAAAACCCACUGGUCUUCAUCUCCCACAGCGGUGGCUCUUCAACCUCUCAUUUCACCGUGAACUAGCUCGGCUGACUCACUUAUUCAAGGGCUUGAUAGUUAGUAGACAGAUACGCCGAAACGUUAAUCAGGGGUUCCCCGGGGAGAGGUUUGACAACCCGGGUUCUAUAGCGUACAGUCUUUUCAAAGGAGAAACGGCAAGCCAAAACCAGCCACUAAAACUGUUAUAGGUCCAUAGCCCUGAUUCUGUUGCUGUUGUCUCUCUGUGAGGCCCAAAUGUCAUCCUAUUCCCAGUAUACUUGGUGAAGCCUAUAUUUCAGUUAGUUUUGUAUUCCUCCUUCAGAAGAUUUUCUUCCAGUUGUUAUUACUACGAGACUUCAGUUGCUCAUCACUGUGACAUUCAAAAAGGAAUUAGAUGCUGAAUCGAAACGUCCGGGGGAAAUAUGGCUGUGUUACUGUUGCGUGUGUAUUUUAUUUAAAUUACUUGGUGGUCCAUCGCCUGAGGUGUAUAAUAAUGCUAGUUAAGUCACGUGCGCUCUGCCAAUCUGGACAUGUCAAUCAUAGCAGCAGCAUUGUCAGUCACGCUUCUCAGAAACCUUUCCGGAAUGAUCUGCUCUACCGCAUCUGUUAUAUUGCAUUGAGUUGUCUCAUGGCAUUUUUGAUAACAAUAUAGUGCCUAACUUUAACAUUGUAAUGAACUUAUGAACUCUGAGGAAAUGUUUCAGCUGUUUUGAAUACAAUUUUUAUUUUUUUGCUUUAGAUUCAUUGUAGAUGAAUCUCCACCCCCUAACCCAUAGUAUUGGAAGUGUUCAAUCUUUCUAACGAUUGGUUAAAAGUCAGCCUGCAGACGCUAAACCGUUUGUCACCUUUUUGAACCAACACUAAUGUUGUUAUUCACUUAGUUGAAUAUCCGAACGUUAGUCUGGCAGAUUCAUUUGGAAUUUUAAUAAUGAUGUCCUUUUAUUUUGAAGUUGCUGCCCCUCACCCGCUCCUUCUUUCGAUGAAGGAGCUGGACCUGGGGGCGGAGACACGGUAAAUUACUGAGAAGUAGCUCCAGUAUAUAUGAAUAACCUUCCCAGGACUCCGGUCUCGUGGAACCAGAUUGAAUGCUGUGCUGAAAUGGACACAAUGCAGACCGGUUCAAUCGUUCUGCAGUUUUCAAUACCACUUACAUUUACACAUUUGAACUUUGAAACUAGAUUGAGUUGAUCUGAGCCUCCCUGGCAUGUCGUUGAAUGUGCCAAAUCAUUGUGGCAUUAAUUCAAUUUGGAAAAACGUGCUUGUGGGUGCAGAAUCUAGUAAUGCGUAUGUAAAUAUGUUCUAUAUUUUUAUUUUUUAAUCUUCAUGACUUUGUGGUUUAUUAUUGAAAUGAUUUCAAACAAUCUUCAUUAUCAGCAUGUUACUUAUGUUAUGUGUGUGCAUUUUGAAUACAGGUGUGUUUACAGGAGUUUGAAGUGUCAUGCUUAAAGCCGCAAAAAAUUUAAUUAUUAAAUGAAUGUCAAAAAUAAGGGAAUUACUUUGAUAUAUUUAUACUUUGUUGAGAUGGUAUUUAUAAACUGGAGAGAGAUACUUUUGUUUAUUUUAGCCAAGCCCCGUAGAAGACUUGUCUAGCAGAGUCACUAUAAGUUUAAUUAAGGCCUUUAUAAAUAAAUGAAUAAAGACAGUUAUUUUUAAGAG
Esox lucius (northern pike) is the source of this 3426-nucleotide messenger RNA. It is a transcript of the gene mapk14a, whose product is annotated as mitogen-activated protein kinase 14a. The record is from RefSeq and is a predicted model, not a curated record. The coding region runs from base 300 to 1385 and encodes 361 amino acids. Gene Ontology annotation, cellular component: nucleus; cytoplasm. The transcript has 12 exons. Gene Ontology annotation, molecular function: MAP kinase activity; ATP binding. NCBI's taxonomy places the organism in Eukaryota, Metazoa, Chordata, Actinopteri, Esociformes, Esocidae. Gene Ontology annotation, biological process: intracellular signal transduction; protein phosphorylation.